CCUGGGUAUACAGCACUUUUCAAUUUAAUACCAAUUUUAUUGUUGAUCAUACUAUCCGGCAUGUCAUCAUUCUUCAUAUCAGAUCCAAUUUAUAGUCUAACGCCCAGUGCGAAAUAUGCGAUUGAAAGACGAACUGUUGCAACCAAUAUACCGUAUUUUGUCACGGAAAAUUUUCAUGAAUAUCAAGGUUCGCUGGGAAGACUUGAAGCAGCUGUUGAGGAUGAAUAUAAAACAAACUUACGCUACGCAUGCAAUCGCGAAAGAAAUUAUAAGGAGUCAAUGUUGAUGAAAGCCCGAAAUUUUGGCAGCAAAGACUUGUACAGAAAAGCACAACUAAUUGAGACGCCAUCGUGUCGGAGUUUUGAAGAUUUUAAGCAAAAUGGACGUUUUUAACGUCUUUUUCUCCAAAAUAUUUAUUAGGUUUUCAUUGUUGUUCAGUGAUGAGACACAAAAGGAAAAAAUAAAAAAAAAUAUAUAUAAGAUAA
This is a messenger RNA of Sitodiplosis mosellana (orange wheat blossom midge), 485 nucleotides long. RefSeq names its product dnaJ homolog subfamily B member 12-like. The record is from RefSeq and is a predicted model, not a curated record. Gene Ontology annotation, cellular component: endoplasmic reticulum membrane. Gene Ontology annotation, molecular function: Hsp70 protein binding. Gene Ontology annotation, biological process: cellular response to misfolded protein. Lineage: Eukaryota; Metazoa; Arthropoda; Insecta; Diptera; Cecidomyiidae.